CGGACAUUUCCACCUAAACCUCCCACGCCCCAAACCCUCGCUUUCAUCACCACCUUUUCCUAUCAACCUUUUUUCCGCUCUCUACAAAUUCUAGACGAAUACAUUCCGCUCAGUUAAAUUUCUAGAAAGAAAAAUUGCAUACAGAAACACAGCGCCCAGACGCAACGAUCAAAAUUUGAUACUGACAUAUACCGAUUCAGAGCAAUCCAGAUUUCGGUAGCGGAAAAAGUGUGUUCUAUUAGUGCUGUUUUUCACCUGAGAGUUUCUAGUUAUACGCUGAUCAGGUUGUUUGGAAUGCCGCCGGCGGCGGGCGUAGCAGCAGCAGUGCAGGGCGAUCGGGCGGCCUUGAAAACGAUGGUGGUUCCGGCAGUGAUGCAGCAGCCUCAGCUGCCGAUGAUGACGGCGGCAUCGGAGGUGUUCGCCAAGGACGCCAUUAUCGCCUGGUUCCGCGGCGAAUUUGCUGCGGCGAACGCGAUUAUUGAUGCGCUGUGCAGCCACCUGACGCAGCUGGAGGACGGCACCGCGGCGGCCGCAUACGAAUCGGCUUUCGCGGCGAUUCACCGCCGGAGGUUGAAUUGGAUUCCGAUUCUUCAGAUGCAGAAGUAUUUCUCCAUUGCCGACGUGACGGUGGAGCUGAAGAAGGUGGUGGAGAAGAAGAGAUCGGAGAAUGACGUGGAGAUGAAGAAGGCAGAGGAAGUGGCUGACGGUGGUUGUACGGCCGCGAUCGAUGAGAAAGAGAAACAGAAAGACAACAAUCAGGAAAGUUCGUUGGUGAGUAAUGAAAAUGGUGGAGGUGAGGUAGUUGAUGAAGAUUUCUCGUCAGAAAUUACAGAUACAGGAUCGCAAGAAGUGCAACCCUUCUCAGAACCUGUUGAGAUCUGUUCUAACCAUGAAAAGUGUGAGGCACGCCGCGCCCAGAUCAAGAUGACAAAAGGUUUUGUAGCAAAGGAACCAGUGAAAGGGCACAUGGUUAAUGUUGUUAGAGGUCUUAAGUUAUAUGAAGACAUAUUCACUGAAACCGAGCUUUCUAAAUUGAAUGACUUUGUUAAUGAACUUCGAGUUGCUGGUCAGAAUGGUGAACUCUCAGGAGAAACCUUCAUCUUAUAUAAUCAGCAGACAAAAGGAAACAAGAGAGAGUUGAUUCAGCUUGGCGUUCCCAUUUUCGGGCACGUUAAAGAAGAUGACACAAAUACAUUCCAAAGAAACUAUAUUGAGCCGAUCCCAGUGCUUCUCCAAGGUGUAAUUGAUCACUUGAUUCAGUGGCGCUUGCUUCCGGAUAAUAGGAAACCAAACAGCUGCAUCAUCAACUUCUUUGAUGAGGGGGAGUAUUCUCAGCCUUUUCUGAAACCACCCCACCUGGAGCAGCCUCUUUCUACCCUCCUCCUCUCUGAAUCAACAAUGGCCUUUGGCCGCAUGCUUGUGGGCGACGGUGAAGGGAAUUAUAGAGGACCUCUCAUGCUCUCUUUAAAAGAAGGGUCUCUUCUAGUGAUGAGGGGAAACAGCUCAGAUACAGCAAGACACGUGAUGUGCUCCUCUCCAAACAAGAGGGUGAGCAUCACUUUCUUCAAAGUCCGAGCGGAGAUAGAAAGUAAUCCAUCAUCCGAGAUGACCACUUCGUCCAAAGGAAUGACUCUAUGGCAACCUGGCGUCCCUAUGCCAAAUAACUAUGGGCCGGUAAAUAUGAUGCCCAAAUGGGGUCUGCUGCGUUCUCCCAUGGUGAUGUUAGCCCCUAUACGCCCGGUGAUGGUGAACCCUCGAAAGAUUCCACGUGGUGGUACUGGGGUAUUCUUGCCAUGGAACGUUGGUUCGCGGAAGCAUGCAAAGCAUCUCCCACCGCGUGCACAGAGAGGGCGGUUUCUGGCUCUACCUCCCCCGGCCGAUGGUAAUAAACCUGAGAACUGAGACAACUCUUAAAAAGAUAUUUGCUGUAAGUUGAGUUUUCUGUCUAUUGCAAUUUCUAGAGUUAUUUGGUGAGGAACGAGUCUCUUUUUUUUUAUGUUUUUCUUUUAGACAGCUAUAGGGUGUAAUGUUGGUUACAUAUAUAUGUGGUCAUGUUCAACGAGCUAGAGGCUCCGGAAAUAGUUGAGCUUGAAGCUAAAUCAACAGCAUUUGGUCGUUGAUAGAGGGUUAAAUAUUGUACCAAAUUUCUUUCUUUUUGGCGAUAACGAUCUAUUGUUCCUUUCUUUA
Salvia miltiorrhiza (redroot sage) is the source of this 2187-nucleotide messenger RNA. RefSeq names its product RNA demethylase ALKBH10B-like. The record is from RefSeq and is a predicted model, not a curated record. Gene Ontology annotation, molecular function: mRNA binding; demethylase activity. NCBI's taxonomy places the organism in Eukaryota, Viridiplantae, Streptophyta, Magnoliopsida, Lamiales, Lamiaceae. The transcript has 7 exons. Gene Ontology annotation, biological process: mRNA catabolic process. Bases 295 to 1902 code for a protein of 535 amino acids.